CGCGGUUCUGGCUCCGGAGGACCGGACGGCUCCACUGGCCGGCCGAGCCCCGGGCUGGCCGUAGAAGCAGUUUGGCCGGGGCUGGGUUUGAACCCGCCACCCUCGGCAUAUGGGGCCAGCGCCCUGCUCACUGAGCCACAGGCGCCGCCCGGACCUGUGUGUUUUCCACUCCUCACGCCACCUCCUGGGGAAUCCUGCCCAAGUUGUGACUUUCUGAAGGAGGAAGAGGGCCUGGACCCGGGAUGGCGCAUUCCACGACACAGCUCCUUAUCUUUUCCCUCUUGCAAGCUGCCCUCACCCUGAACCCUGAGGACCCCAAUGUGUGCAGCCACUGGGAGAGCUACGCUGUGACUGUCCAAGAAUCAUAUGCACACCCCUUCGAUCAGAUCUAUUACACGCGCUGCACAGACAUCCUGAACUGGUUCAAGUGUACCAGGCACCGGAUCAGUUAUAAGACAGCGUAUCGGCGAGGCCUCCGGACCAUGUACAGGCGGAGGUCCCAGUGCUGCCCUGGCUACUAUGAGAACGGAGACUUCUGCAUACCCCUGUGUACAGAGGAGUGCGUGCACGGACGCUGUGUUUCCCCGGAUACCUGCCACUGUGAGCCUGGCUGGGGAGGGCCCGACUGCUCCAGCGGCUGCGACAGCGACCACUGGGGCCCCCACUGCAGCAACCGGUGCCAGUGCCAGAACGGCGCCCUGUGCAACCCCAUCACCGGCGCCUGCGUGUGCGCCGCCGGCUUCCGUGGGUGGCGCUGCGAGGAGCUGUGCGCACCCGGCACCCACGGCAAGGGCUGCCAGCUGCAGUGCCAGUGCCGCCACGGCGCCAGCUGUGACCCCCGCACCGGCGAGUGCCUCUGCGCGCCUGGUUACACCGGGGUCUACUGCGAGGAGUUGUGCCCUCCAGGGAGUCACGGUGCUCACUGUGAGCUGCGCUGCCCCUGCCAGAAUGGGGGCACCUGCCACCACAUCACUGGCGAGUGUGCCUGCCCUCCAGGAUGGAUGGGAGCAGUGUGUGCCCAGCCCUGCCCACCAGGGAUGUUUGGCCAGAACUGCAGCCAGGACUGUCCUUGCCACCAUGGAGGGCAAUGUGACCAUGUGACUGGACAGUGCCACUGUACAGCUGGAUACAUGGGGGACAGGUGCCAAGAGGAGUGCCCCUUCGGGACCUUCGGCUUCCAGUGCUCACAGCGCUGUGACUGCCACAAUGGAGGUCAGUGUUUGCCCACCACGGGAGCCUGUGUGUGCGAGCCUGGCUACAAGGGUCCCCGCUGCCAGGAACGGCUAUGCCCUGAAGGCCUGCAUGGCCCAGGCUGCACCCUGUCCUGCCCCUGUGAUGCCGACAACACCAUCAGCUGCCACCCAGUAACUGGAGCUUGCACCUGCCAGCCAGGCUGGUCUGGCCACCACUGCAACGAAUCCUGCCCUGCUGGCUACUAUGGCGAUGGCUGCCAGCUGCCUUGCACCUGUCAGAACGGAGCUGACUGUCACAGCAUCACAGGGAGCUGCACAUGCGCCCCAGGCUUCAUGGGUGAGGUCUGUGCAGUGCCUUGUGCGGCGGGAACCUAUGGCCCCAACUGCUCAUCUGUCUGUAGCUGUAACAAUGGUGGCACUUGCUCCCCAGUAGAUGGGUCCUGCACCUGCAAGGAAGGGUGGCAGGGCCUGGACUGCACUCUGCCAUGUCCCAGCGGGACGUGGGGCCUGAACUGCCAGGAGAGCUGCGCCUGUGCCAACGGGGCAGCCUGCAGCCCCGCAGAUGGCAUCUGCUCCUGCACCCCAGGCUGGCUGGGGGACACCUGUGAACUGCCCUGCCCGGAUGGCACAUUUGGGCUGAACUGCAGUGAACACUGUGACUGCAGCCAUGCAGAUGGCUGCGAUCCCAUCACAGGCCACUGCUGCUGCCUGGCCGGAUGGACAGGCAUCCGCUGUGAUAGCACAUGUCCGCCUGGUCGCUGGGGUCCCAACUGCUCCGUUUCCUGCAGCUGUGAGAAUGGGGGCUCUUGUUCUCCAGAGGAUGGGAGCUGCGAGUGUGCCCCAGGCUUCCGAGGACCCUUAUGCCAGAGAAUCUGCCCCCCUGGGCUCUAUGGCUACAGCUGCACCCAGCCGUGCCCCCUCUGUGUGCACAGCAGUGGGCCCUGCCACCAUGUCAGCGGCAUCUGUGAGUGUCUCCCAGGAUUCUCUGGAGCCCUUUGUAACCAAGUGUGUGCUGGAGGCCACUUUGGGCAGGACUGCGCCCAGCUCUGUUCCUGUGCCAACAACGGGACCUGUAGCCCCAUCGAUGGCUCCUGCCAGUGCCUCCCCGGAUGGAUCGGCAAGGACUGCUCACAGGCUUGCCCGCCAGGGUUCUGGGGCCCUGCCUGCUUUCACACAUGUAGCUGCCACAACGGGGCUAGCUGCAGCACCGAGGAUGGGGCCUGCCGCUGCACCCCUGGCUGGACUGGACUCUUCUGCACACAGCGCUGCCCAGCAGCGUUUUUUGGGAAGGACUGUGGGCGCGUAUGCCAGUGUCAGAACGGCGCCAGCUGUGACCACAUCAGCGGCAAGUGCACCUGCCGCACGGGCUUCACCGGGCAGCACUGUGAACAGAGAUGUGCCCCAGGAACCUUUGGCUAUGGGUGUCAGCAGCUGUGUGAGUGCAUGAACAAUUCUACCUGUGACCACGUCACUGGCACCUGUUAUUGCAGCCCUGGAUUCAAAGGAAUCAGGUGUGACCAAGCUGCCCUCAUGAUGGAGGAGUUGAAUCCCUAUACCAAGAUCAGCCCAGCUCUGGGUGCAGAGCGGCACUCAGUGGGUGCUGUCACAGGCAUCAUCCUCCUGUUGUUCCUCAUUGUGGUACUGCUGGGCCUGUUUGCCUGGCGACGGCGGAGGCAGAAAGAAAAGGGCCGCGACUUGGCUCCCCGAGUGUCCUACACACCUGCCAUGAGGAUGACCAGCACAGACUACUCCCUCUCCGAUUUGUCUCAAAGUAGCAGCCAUGCCCAGUGCUUUUCCAAUUCCAGCUACCAUGCACUGGCGUGCGGGGGGCCUGCCACCAGCCAGGCCAGCACUCUGGACAGGAACAGCCCCACCAAGCUCAGUAACAAGUCCCUUGACAGAGACACAGCAGGCUGGACCCCCUACAGCUAUGUGAACGUGUUAGACUCCCAUUUCCAGAUCAGUGCCCUGGAAGCCAGGUACCCGCCCGAGGACUUCUACAUUGAACUUAGACACCUCAACCACCCCGCUGAGCCACACUCACCAGGAGCUUGUGGAAUGGAUAGACGUCAGAACACAUACAUUAUGGACAAAGGGUUCAAAGAUUACAUGAAAGAAUCCGUGUGCAGUUCCAGUACUUGUUCCUUGAAUAGCAGCGAAAACCCUUACGCCACAAUUAAGGACCCACCCAUCCUCACCUGCAAGCUUCCAGAGAGCAGCUAUGUAGAAAUGAAGUCGCCUGUGCACAAGGGGUCUCCAUACACAGAUAUGCCAUCCUUGUCGACAUGUAAUAAAAAUAUAUAUGAAGUUGGUAGGUGUCUCAAAUAACUUAGUGAAAUCAGGGCAACAGUGCAGCAUCUGAAGUAAAAACAAGCUCUCUCCAUUCACCCUGUCUUGACGAUACACACUUUUGUGCUUUUUAAGGAAACCAAGGUGAACUGCCUUUCCUACGACUGCCCUCCUCUCUAAGCAAGAAGUCAAAUUCUGUGUCAACUCUGCUUUAAAAAACCCAGGACUCAUAUGAAUCAGAAAUACUAGGGGUGGGGAAUGGGUACACACACACACACACACACACCCACUUCAAGUGACUGUUGAUACAAAUCUCAGUUUUUAAAAAGUAAUCAGAACUGACAUUUACAGGUUUCUAAAUCACUUUCUUCUACCUUUCCCAGUUUAACCUAUGUCCCUCAUCGAUAAGAGCCCUACCUUUAGGAUAUAAAUCUCUUGGUGUUGACCAGAGGUUGGGAUGUUGACAGCAUAAAUGCCUGCCUAGCACUUCUCCCCAAGUUAAAUAGAUCUCUCUUCCCUUCCAAGAAGGCAACCAAAGCUAAUCUGUUCUCUGAAUUCAUUUUUCACUAUAUUCCUUAGAGCCCACAGUCAGUAUGGUCCACGAAGGCCGCGGUCAUAACUCCAGCUAUAUCCAGAAUCCAUACGACCUACCUAGGAACAGCCAUAUUCCUGGUCACUAUGACCUCCUCCCAGUAAGACAGAGCCCUGCCAAUGGACCCUCCCAGGACAAGCAGUCUUAAGAGGGAUAAGCUUCUCUCUGUCACAGCAUGCUCUGCUGAACAUUCUCUGACUUUCUGAAAGAAGACAAUCCCUUGACUUGAAAUAAUGGUACAGACUGACUCCAGCUGCAUGUUAGUUAUUACAUUCUCCUGGAACUAAAGAAGAGUUUCCAAGUGGGACUGGGGUAAUUGUUCAAGGAAUUCUGUUCACAAAGUGAAUCCUAUCACCUAUACCCCCCCCAAAUACCCUGGAUUACAUGAUUUUUAAAAACAUUUUAAGAUAAAGCUACUCAUCAACAUCAGCUAAAUACAGCAUAUGUUGUGUGUGUGUGUGUGUGUAUAUAUAUUUAUUUAUCUGAAGUACAAUGCUUAAAAAGCAUGUAGGUGUUACAAACCCGGGAGGGGAGAGGAUGACUUUGAAGCACCUGAAAUGUAUUACGUGCUUUUGGUUGCUGUACCAUCAACUGUUUCUAUUACUGAAGAUAAUUAGUACAUAGACAUGAACUGUUUUAGUAUCAAUCCUGCAGUACCUGUACAAUAUGUCGGGUCCAUCAAAUUACAACAGCCAAGUUUACAGAGUUUAGUAUGUAAACUGACAACUUCCAUUUUUGAAAAUAAGACUUUAAUAAAUAACAGAUUAACUUUCUCUCUUUUGCCCCAUAAGUAACAGUAGAUUGGGGUGGAAGGGUGGGGACAUUUCUGAAGCACAGCAGUCUCUUUCAGUCUAUGAUAGUAAUUUGUAGGGCAGCUUUAGAAAACUUUACCAACUUAAAGUUUAAGAACAUUGGGAGUCAGUCCUGGCCUUGUCAGAUCUCUUUAGUCCAUCCAACACCUGAGUUUAUUCCAUGUGAAAUGGGGCUCUAAGAUGAUGUUUUAAGUAAGCAGCCAUAGAGUGGUUAAGAAGUGUCCCUAAAAAUAGCUAUAUGGCCUCCCCAAUUUUUGUUGGUUGGUAUCCCUUGACUCAGAAGAAUACUUGCAUUCAAGCAUUUCUUCAUAAAUCUUGACCUUGAUGUAGUAUGGAACCUAAAAGUGUAGAAGAAAUUAGACAAUUGUGGAUAUAGCAAGUUUAUGCUACUUAAAGUGCAUUAUGCUUUUUGAUGGAACGCUUUUUAAAUGAAAUGAUCAAAGAAAGAAUGGACUGUAACCAGCUGCUGUAACAUGAUGUAAAACUUUAUCGUAAACAGCAUGAGGAUGUGAAGUGCUUCUGCUGUAGAACUUAAAACCACCACUAAGAUGAUCAGACACAUAUUACGAUGAGCUAAUGCUCCAGACUCCACUACUGAUGAACACAGGUAAACUGAGGCUCAGACAAGUCAAAAUGCAGCCACCUCCCAAGCCCUACAGAGGACCUCCUCAAAGAACUUAAAAAUAAAAAGGGCAAACCUAGAAUCUAAUGGCCACUCCUGUGCCACUCCAUUCUCUACUACCGUCUAGCCAGUAAAAAACACGUCCAUAAAGGUACACAGACGAGGACCUCAGUAACUGCAAAGCUGGAAUACUGCUGCAGGAAGUGUGAGAGUCUGAAACCCUUAAUACAAAUUGGAAGUCUGCCACAAAACCCAUUAGUUUGGACAAUAACCAGAAAAAGAAAGAAAAUAAAUAAACAAAUAAUUCCCCUUCCCCCAUUCCACUCAAGGUAUAAGCAAAUUUUAUUGUUAAGAGAAAAAUAUAUAAUAUUUACAUGCAUGCUGCAUGUGUGCAUGGGAGCAAGUGACCAGCAACAAUAAAUUUCCUUUCCAAAAAAGCCUUAUUAAGAUAUAAAUACUAGAAAGUUACUUUGUAAACCCAAGUAAAUAUUUCUCAUUCAUAUGUAGAAGGAAAUAUAGGUGAGAGACUUACCUUGGUAUUUCAGGGCAGCAAGUGCCCGAUUAUCUUUGUGAAGCAAGGAUGAAGAAGCAUGAGAAGUCAGAUCAGCAAGGAGAAACUCCAUCUCAAACUCAGGUUUUUAUCUUCUUCCCUUAUCCUGCAUGUACAAUAACUGCUACCUGGCAAACUGCAAACAAGCAGCAUCACUCAAGUUUCACCUCUGUUUUGCUAACUAUCCUCUGGCCAAAGGUGUUCAGCAAGAGGUAGAAUGGCUAGAGCAUGGAGUCAAGAGAUUACAGUGUUACUCUGGUCAAGUCAAUUGCCCUUUCUGGACUCCUUUUUCCCUCCCAUGCACAAAAGAGAAGAAAAGCAGAGUGAGAAGGGAACUCUAACAACCCUUCAGCUCUCACAUCCUAACCAGGGGUCCUCAAACUUUUUAAACAGGGAGCCAGUUCACUGUCCCUCAGACCGUUGGAGGGCCGGACUAUAGUUUAAAAAAAAAAAAGACUAUGAACAAAUUCCUAUGCACACUGCACAUAUCUUAUUUUGAAGUAAAAAAAAACAAAUAGGAACAAAUACAAUCACACAGCCUCAUGUGGCCCAAUGGGCCACAGUUUGAGGACUCCUGCUAGACUUUUAGAAGAAAUCUAAUACCUCCCAAAUCAGGCAAUACAGAUCAGAAGGGAAAAGUAGAGGGUGUGAUUAAUCUACAGUAACAAUACCUGCCUUCACAUAUCUAAGAGUUGCCAGUAAAAGACAUUUCAAUCCUAUAAAGCAAAGCAACUGUUAGAAACGUCUGCCUAACGCGGUCACAAACAGGCUCGUGGUCGGCCUAAACUUGCGCACUGUGCAUUUUAUUGAUGACUUAGAAACAUCUGUUCAAUUAUUUUUCAAAAACUAAAUUUUUCAAUCAAAUAAAGUGAUAUGCAUACAAUUCAAAUGAAUAAAAGAAACACAAUUAUCAUACAAUAGCAUAAACGACACUGAAAUGGCAAUACUUUUUUAAACCACAGAUUUGUAAUAUAUUUGUUCACUGUGCAGAGGGAUAACUUGUACAAAAUAAAUUUCUCAAACUAAUUUAACAAGAAUGCCUACUGUUGUAUUGCCAAUAUACCUUAGGUUAAGGGCUAAGGUAGGGCUAAGAACUAACCUACAUCUUGUAUGGGCACUUUAAGCACCUGGAAGAGUUAAAAUUAUUCCAAAGAUGCUUGAAAAUAAAGUGGAAAAAAAUCGUAUCAAAAUUUUAUCUUAUUUUAUUUAUUUUUAUUUUUAUUUUUAUUUUUUGAAACAGCGCCUCAAGCUGUCGCCCUGGGUAGAGUGCCACAGCUCACAGCAACCUCCAACUCCCGGGCUUAAGCAAUUCUCUUGCCUCAGCCUCCCAAGUAGCUGGGACUACAGGCGCCCACCACAAUGCCCAGCUAUUUUUUGGUUGUAAUUGUCAUUGUUGUUUGGCCGGCCUGGGCUGGAUUCAAACUCACCAGCUCUGGUGU
Messenger RNA from Nycticebus coucang (slow loris), 7497 nucleotides. It is a transcript of the gene MEGF11, whose product is annotated as multiple EGF like domains 11. NCBI's taxonomy places the organism in Eukaryota, Metazoa, Chordata, Mammalia, Primates, Lorisidae. Bases 243 to 3521 code for a protein of 1092 amino acids. The record is from RefSeq and is a predicted model, not a curated record. Gene Ontology annotation, cellular component: membrane. The transcript has 26 exons. Gene Ontology annotation, molecular function: protein binding; scavenger receptor activity.